Messenger RNA from Candidozyma auris, 2427 nucleotides. It is a transcript of the gene AFG3, whose product is annotated as AAA family ATPase. The record is from RefSeq and is a predicted model, not a curated record. Gene Ontology annotation, cellular component: m-AAA complex; membrane. The transcript has a single exon. Gene Ontology annotation, biological process: protein-containing complex assembly; mitochondrial protein processing. Gene Ontology annotation, molecular function: metalloendopeptidase activity; ATP hydrolysis activity; ATP binding. Lineage: Eukaryota; Fungi; Ascomycota; Pichiomycetes; Serinales; Metschnikowiaceae. The coding region runs from base 1 to 2427 and encodes 808 amino acids.
AUGAACACUCUGUUGGCGGUGUUAAGCCGCCGCUUAAUGGCUUCUAAUGCUUUACUAAGGCAGAUUCCAAGGCAGAGUUGGACUCGUAUUGCUCCUCCCAUUGGAGCUAGAGGUUUUCUGUUAGCUACGAGAGCAAGAUUUCAAUAUUCGCCCCAUAGAUUUCAAAAGCCAAGUCCUAAUAGAGAUCCAAAUUCUGAGAGUCUGAAUAAAGAGUUCAAAAAGGAUUCUGAGAAAAAUGAAGAAAACGGGAAACAAGAAAAAGAGGAGGACCCUGAAACGAAAAGACAGAAACAAGAAGAGCGAAGGUUCAGAGAGGAAUUACGUCAGAAGCAAGAAAGUGCUAAGAAAAAUGGUCGUGAUGCAUCGCUAUUCAGUAAGGAGGGGCUCACAGUGCUCCUCAUUUGCAUAGGGGUGACGAUCCCUUUAACUUUUUGGACAACCCUUUCCUUGUUUCCAGAUAAAGAAGAACUUUCAUUUCAAACAUUCAAAACUCGCUACCUAGAGAAGGGCCUCGUUACAAGAUUGAAUGUUAUCAAUCGUUUCGCCGUCGAGGCUGAAUUGGUUCCGGGUGCUUUCUCUGACGAGACCAGUCUUGGUGCUGAUGGCAAUCCUAUUGUUGUCUUCACCAUUGGAUCUGUUGAAGUUUUUGAAGAAGAAAUGAAUGCCGUUCAAGAUAGACUCGGUAUCCCAAUCGAGCAAAGAUUACCUAUCUCCUAUAUUGAGCGAGGAUCAUGGCUAAACAUGAUUAUGCCCGUUUUGCCAACAAUACUCUUGAUCGGGGGUCUCUGGUACAUCAGUGUUCGUAGAGCUCCACAGGGUGGCGCUGGUGGUGCUGGUGGUAUUUUCAAGAUUGGUAAGUCAAAGGCGAAGCUUUUCAACCAAGAAACGGAAGUCAAGAUCAAAUUCAAGGAUGUGGCUGGCUGCGAAGAAUCCAAGGAAGAGAUUAUGGAGUUUGUGAAAUUUCUCCAGGACCCAAUCAAAUACGAAAAGCUUGGCGCUAAGAUCCCCAGAGGUGCCAUCUUGUCAGGUCCUCCCGGUACUGGUAAAACACUUUUAGCUAAGGCUACUGCUGGUGAAGCUGGUGUGCCAUUUUUGUCAGUGUCCGGUUCUGAGUUCGUUGAAAUGUUCGUCGGUGUUGGUGCUUCUCGUGUCAGAGACUUGUUCAAAACGGCUCGUGAAAUGGCGCCGUCGAUCAUCUUUGUUGAUGAGAUCGAUGCCAUUGGUAGAGAAAGGGGUAACGGACGUGUGGCUGGCAACGAUGAAAGAGAAAACACUUUGAAUCAGCUACUUGUUGAGAUGGACGGCUUCGAGGCAUCCGAUCACGUCGUUGUUCUCGCAGGAACAAAUCGUGUUGACAUCUUGGAUAAAGCCUUAUUACGUCCUGGCCGUUUCGACAGACAUGUGACUAUUGACACUCCUGAUAUAGAGGGUAGAAAAGCAAUUUUCAAGGUCCAUUUAAACAAGCUUACAUUAAAAUGUGUUGAGGACAUAAGGGCCUCUCAAAGUGAUGUGGACUUUAGCAAAUAUCAGCAGUUAAUUGACGAGGCAACAGACAAUCUCGCAGGAAGAUUGGCGGCAUUAACUCCAGGCUUCGCUGGUGCAGACAUUGCCAACUGUUGUAAUGAAGGUGCCUUGAUCGCUGCGAGAGAAGACGACACUGCUGUCGACGUUCACCACUUCGAACAAGCUAUUGAGAGAGUUAUUGCAGGUCUCGAAAAAAAAUCUCGUGUUUUGACCCCAGAGGAGAAGAAGACAGUUGCUUAUCACGAGGCGGGCCACGCAAUCUGUGGAUGGUUCUUGGAAUACGCUGAUCCUCUAGUGAAAGUUUCCAUCAUCCCUAGAGGUCAGGGAGCUUUAGGGUAUGCUCAGUAUUUACCGAAGGAUCAAUAUUUGGUUUCCGAGGAGCAAUUCAAGCACAGAAUGAUCAUGGCCCUCGGUGGGAGAGUGAGUGAGGAGUUGCAUUUCGAGUCAGUGACAAGUGGUGCUUCAGAUGACUUUAAGAAGAUAACACAAAUGGCCCAACUGAUGGUUUUGCAGUUGGGAAUGUCAGAAAAGAUCGGUAGUAUUUACUUUGACACUGGAAACGACCAGGGUGGAUUCAAGGUACACAAUAACUACUCAGAGAAGACCGCGAAACUUAUUGAUGAGGAGGUCAAGCGCUUCAUCGAUGAAGCCUACGAUGCUUGCAAAAAGCUAUUGACAGAGAAGAUUGACUUGGUUGACAAGGUUGCGGAGGAAGUUUACAAGAAGGAGGUAUUGACGCGUGAGGAUAUGAUCAGAUUAGUUGGUCCUCGUCCAUUCCCCGAAAGAAACGAUGCUUUCGAUAAAUACAUAAAGGGGAACGAUGUCUACAAGGGAAAGCCAAAAUCGGAGAACGACAACACUGGUUACGAGGACUCUGAAGCUGGUAAUGAAGCAACUGCUUGA